Molecule: messenger RNA, 1076 nt
Organism: Mus musculus (house mouse)
Lineage: Eukaryota; Metazoa; Chordata; Mammalia; Rodentia; Muridae
Gene: Siglecl1
Product: Siglec family like 1
Exons: 6
Coding region: 371-1051 (226 amino acids)
Cellular component (GO): membrane
Source: RefSeq, marked validated
AGACACGCGCAUGUGUGUAACCCCCUCUUCCCCUCCCUCCCACCCCCUCACACACUGCAGAGACUGUCAUGUGGCCCUCUUGUGGCUUGAGCCUGGCAGACAGAAGAUGACUGGCCGCCUGGGCCUGUGGGAGGAUCUAUGGAAUUCGUGUGCAUGGAUAUUGUUUGUCCCUGAUGAGCUGCUUCUGGGGACUUGACGUUUCUCCCUUAGUCAAGCUAGUCAAGCAGUCCUCAGCCGGUGGCAUCCUUGGACCUCUCACGAGGAAGCCACAGAGCGGUUAGGCUGCUCUGGCAACCCUAGCACCGAGUUGUCAUCGACUUACUCAUGACAGUAAAUAGCAUUGCAUACCUGGGAAUUCUUGCUGUUACAGAUGGACCCACCACAUGCACAGCUCGAACCUGCCAGACUUCUUAACUCCUUCUGCUCUGUGGAGAAGAUAUUGCAGUGCAGUUGUUCCUUCCAUGGGAUCCCCACUCCUUCUGUGCGAUGGUGGGUGGACGGUGCCCCUGUGGAUGUGAACAGUGGACAUGGCCACUUCCAGGUGACCUCUACCACACUUGGUCCCUGGGACAACAGCACCCUCAGCCUGGCCAGGGACCCAGAAAUGGGCACAGUUCUUCUCUGUGAGGGGAAGAACCAACAUGGAAUCCAUGGUCUGAGCAUCCUUCUGAUGUCAAGAAGGGGCCCUUUGGCUCCCCAGAUUUUCCUGGAAGCUCUGCUACGGGGUGUUGUCUAUGCAGCCAUGGCAAUCACACUACUUUUUCUCUGCCUCCUCCCCUUCAUAGUGAAACUUCUCAGGACAAAGCAGGCAAAGAAGUGUGCACAGAUGAGAGAACAGAAGAACUCUGUGGCUGGAACAGACCAGGGAUCCCAUUUGAAGCCCAGGGAGCCUAGGAAAUCCAGAACUAAGCUACCCUCUGAGGAGCAGCUCUCGGAAAAAGAAGAUAAUCUGAAGCCAAGGAAGACCAUGGAAACUGCAUCAUGUACAAAGUUCCCAUCACCCUGGGAAUUACAAAAGCCCAUGGAGACUCCAGAACCCCCAAGUCCAUAAUAAACUUGAGGUCCUGCAGAUCUGA